UCCUCAAACAAGAAAACUUUGUUUUUCUCCACAUUUCCUUUUAAUUUACCCUUUUUUCUCUUGGAAGAAAAGAAAUGCAUUUGGGAGAAAAUAUUGAUAGCCUUCGAGACCUGGAAGAAGAAGAGGAGGCACUUUCUCUCUGUGAGCUUCCGCUAGACAAUGAAGAGUAUGAUGAGAAAGGCGUGGGAAAGACAGUCACGCAAGGUCAGUUAUCGUCUGAGACGACGGAGUUCUUCAGCUUCCUCAGCGACCUCAGCAUUGAUAUGUGUCCGGCUGAUGAUAUUAUCUUCUGCGGUAAACUCGUACCGUUAAAAGAUCAACAUGUUGUUCAACCCCAAAAGAUUAGAAAUUCUUUUAAAGAUGAUAAGAAGUCAUCGUUCCGUUAUCGCAAGCGAUCGGAGUCUCUUUCCGACCUGCAAAGCACCGCCAUGUCUCGUUCAGACAGCAUGACGAGUGACAGGGUUUUGAGGAACAGUCGUUCUUUGGAUUAUCAGAAGCUUCACCGGAUGUUGAGCUCGAACUCAUCCUCCCCGGAUCCAUCAAUGGACCGGAAUUCAUCGGGGAGGAGCCUGGGAAAAUCCGAUGCCAAUAAAAAGGCGGUGAUGAAGCCACGUUGGUACGUACUCAUGUUUGGAAUGCUAAAAUUCCCGCCAGAAAUGGAGCUCAAGGAUAUCAAAAACCGGCAAUUCCGACGAAUUCCGGCCGUUAUGUUCCCUCCAGUACUGGAUGACUCCAAGAAGCCUCCCCCUAACCGGAGCUCCGGCAAGACGGCUUGGCGAUUCCUCAAGGCACUGAGCUGCAGGGAUCCAACUAGUAUCGAGACAACGCCGUCGUUUUGCAUGCCACAUGCGUAAGUUUUUGUCACGUGCUACAGAAGUUGUCCUAUUUACCCUCGUAUGUGUACAGAAGAUGGAAAGAGUAAAAGGGGUCUUUCGGUAAAAUCAUUAAAAAUCUGGAGUUUUAGAUCUACAAAACCAUCAUGGUCCUGAUUCAUGGCUUCACUUAGAAGGAAGGAUGAUGUACAGUGGCGGUGCAUGGGUGAUGAUGAAAGCCCACUGGGUCACCCUCAACAGGAUGCAUGAUUUUUUUUUUUGUUCUGAGUUUCUUGCUUUCUUUGUUUCUUUUAUUUAUUUUUUCUGGGUUUGUUAGGUGGGCAUAGAAUGAAUGAUAGUCACGAGACUUCCGACGGUGAAAUUAUAGAUCUUUGUUAUUUAUUUAUUUUUUUUUUGGGAUUUGGAUUUUUGUUUUUAUUUUUAUCUGGUAAUUGGUGGGUUUGAUUUUGAUAGAAUAUUUUUUACUAUAUAACAGAGAAUAUGUAUACAUGUAUGUAUGAGUUAUACGUACUUUUCCUUUAUAAAAUGAUUAUAUAUGU
This is a messenger RNA of Rubroshorea leprosula, 1372 nucleotides long. Lineage: Eukaryota; Viridiplantae; Streptophyta; Magnoliopsida; Malvales; Dipterocarpaceae. The record is from the annotation of a GenBank genome assembly.